Owenia fusiformis is the source of this 1808-nucleotide messenger RNA. Lineage: Eukaryota; Metazoa; Annelida; Polychaeta; Sabellida; Oweniidae. The record is from the annotation of a GenBank genome assembly.
AUGUUACUUGUGAUACUUGAAGUGACCACGACGGCAGAUACACGAGUAUCAACUACACUAGCAUCAACGCCAGGAACGCCACCACCAAAUACACCAACAUCAACUCCAGGAACGCCACCACCAAAUACACCAACAUCAACGCCAGGAACGCCACCGCCAAAUACACCAACAUCAACGCCAGGAACGCCACCGCCAAAUACACCAACAUCAACGCCAGGAACGCCACCACCAAAUACACCAACAUCAACGCCAGGAACGCCACCGCCAAAUACACCAACAUCAACGCCAGGAACGCCACCACCAAAUACACCAACAUCAACGCCAGGAACACCCCCACCAAAUACACCAACAUCAACGCCAGGAACGCCACCACCAAAUACACCAACUUCAACGCAAGGAACGCCACCGCCAAAUAUACCAACAUCAACGCCAGUAUCAACUACACUAGCAUCAACGCCAGGAACGCCACCACCAAAUACACCAACAUCAACGCCAGGAACGCAACCACCAAAUACACCAACAUCAACGCCAGGAACGCCACCACCAAAUACACCAACAUCAACGCCAGGAACGCCACCGCCAAAUACACCAACAUCAACGCCAGGAACACCCCCACCAAAUACACCAACAUCAACGCCAGGAACGCCACCACCAAAUACACCAACAUCAACGCAAGGAACGUCACCGCCAAAUACACCAACAUCAACGCCAGAUUCUCCUUGCAAUACUGGUAUUUCUAUUCCCUGGAACGGUGGUUACCAGUGCAUUUGUCCACCAAACAAACAAGGCAAAAACUGCAGUGAAGAUGUUCCCGAUUCUGAAAACUGUACCUGGCCUGGUAAUGAAAACGCAUGCGCCUCAGCACCCUGCCAGGGAGAGGACGCUGUGUGCAUCAACACAUUUGGCGGGAAUUAUAAAUGCUUAUGCCCACCGAGGACAGAAGGUGAUCGUUGUGGUAAAGGAGAACACUGCUUUUUCUGUGCAAGUAGAAGAUGGAGGAAUAUCACGUGUCCCGUGUUUGACAACAGACCAUCCUUAAAAUCGAUGUCUUUGUAUGACGUAACACUUGAGACCCAGCUGUCAAGAACAAAGUGCAUAAAGGACGAUAAAUGGGGCUUCAAUUACGAUACAGGGACCAUGUGGGCAGGAAGUCCCGGUCGAAUAAACACCCGAACAUUGAUCACCAUCUUCACGAGACGCCGUCGGAAAACUAAAAUUAGUUAAAACAACAGCAAAAAGAACGUAUCUAUGAUAUUGUAUGCAAAGAUGGUGAUUUCCAUGCAUCAUUAGGUGAAUGGACAGCGAAAAUAUGUAAAAACAACUGUAUGAAAAAAUAGAGGCUUCCGUGCAUUAUUAGGUGAAGGAACGGCGAGAUAAUGUAAAAAUGUAAAAGUAUUUUAUGUAGUGAGAAGGGAGUUCCGACUUCACUUGUCAGUCACAGGCUACUCAUCAGCCUUCUAGCUAAUAACCUGAUAGUAUAACGGAUUAUAUUUUGUAGUAUAUAUAUUGUAGUGGUGGGGGUAGUCCUGCCUAAUCUUUGUCUUUUGGAACUUUGACUGUAGCGGAUUAGCUGUAUCUAGCGAACUUUUCUUUUAAUCUUUGCAAAAUGUCCAUCCACUUCCCACCAUCGGUUUUUGUCCUAUGUACACUAAAAUAAGUUAAAACAACAGACAAAAGAACAGAACAGCAAUGUCUUAUGCAGAACUAUAAGGUCAACUUACUCGUAUUAACAUCAUUGCAAAGAACAGCAAUGUAUUAUGCAGAACAAUAAGGUCAACAAUAUUAAUAUCAUUGCAAAGAACAGCAAU